Pelobates fuscus (common spadefoot toad) is the source of this 1366-nucleotide messenger RNA. It is a transcript of the gene COMMD7, whose product is annotated as COMM domain containing 7. Lineage: Eukaryota; Metazoa; Chordata; Amphibia; Anura; Pelobatidae. Gene Ontology annotation, biological process: negative regulation of DNA-templated transcription; tumor necrosis factor-mediated signaling pathway. The transcript is spliced from 9 exons. Gene Ontology annotation, molecular function: NF-kappaB binding. The record is from RefSeq and is a predicted model, not a curated record. The coding region runs from base 48 to 647 and encodes 199 amino acids.
CGACGUGAACCGCAGGAGCUGCCGGAAGUGCUGCUCGGCUGACUGUCAUGGCGCUGAGCAGCCUCUCGGGGUCGCUCCCGGAUUCUGUGGCCCCAGACAUGCAGAAUGUGAAGCAGAUGUCGGGAGAGCAAGUUUCCCGGCUCAGCAAAGUGAUAUUUUCUUUUUUGAAAGAACAAGAGGCGGCAGAAUUUUUUACAUCUCAGCUCGGUGAAUUUGCCAAGGACAACGGCAUUAGUCUGGGGCCUUUGAAAAGCAUUGUGAAAAGUGUUCUCCUUGUUCUGAAUGGUGCUCUGAGAAGAAAUCUUUCAGCUGAACAACUUAAAGCAGACUUUCUAGCGUUGGGUCUUGAUGAAGAAAAGGCUGGCUAUUUUGCAGAUGAGUGGAGCCGAGAUGCGUCUGUUUUAACGCAGCUGGUGGUUGGUCGCACCUUAAGUAUUAAUCAGCUGGUGGACAUGGAAUGGAAAUUUGGAGUAACUACAGCAAGCAGCGAGUUAGAGAAAGCUGGAAGUAUCUUUCUACAACUGAAGAUGGUUACUAAAAGAGGAAACAAGCCUGAACCUGUUUAUGUGGAGCUGACCUUGCCGCAGUUUUACAGCUUCCUGCAUGAGAUGGAGCGGGCGAAGAGCAGUCUCGAGUGCUUUACAUGACGAGGCGCAGCAAGACGUCUGUGAACUGGAUUCCUGAAUAACAAAUGUUUGAAGACCAAAUCCUUCUGUAUCCCCUCCCCUCACUCUAUAGGAAAGUGAAAUAUCGUGCUGCCUGUCAGUGCGGCCGCACGCUGAGUUUGUGGGAAGAAAUCUGAACCACAAAUAAACUGUACAGUGGGUUCGUUAAUUCUGGAACCUGUUCUAGAACAAAGUAAAAUCUCUCCUCUUCUGUGUUUGCAUACAAACAGUGCAUAUAUGGAUGUAGAUGUCGAUAUUCUACGUGUACAGAUUAUGGGCUGUUAAAGCUGCUAGCACAUUCCUGUUUAGUAGAGGUUACAAUAUAUCACUCUGUGCUGUUUUCUCCUUCAAGCUGGGACUCGUUUUGUACCACUGUUAGGGAGGAAAUGAAGGCUGAUUUCCUUUGAUACAUUGUGAUAUAGGGGUCAGAUCUUGCCCCCCGUGGGAGUUUUAGUCCUAUACGCAAUCCCCACUUCUUGCUACAAUUGCAGACUCACACAUUGUUCUCCUUCCUUAAAUUUCCUCCCUCGGUUAUUCGACGGACAGACUGAGCCUCUGCUAUGAUCGUGGCUCACAAUCGCUGUUUGUUCAGGGAAAACCCAGCACUUAUUGUCACUCUGGGUAGCCUUACCUCAACCCUGUCUGUUGUAUCUGAUUCUCUCUGGAUGAACUUGGUCAGAAAUAUAUAUUCUAUUCUAUUC